Molecule: messenger RNA, 445 nt
Organism: Trichomonas vaginalis G3
Lineage: Eukaryota; Parabasalia; Trichomonadida; Trichomonadidae
Exons: 1
Source: RefSeq, a predicted model, not a curated record
AUGAUUAAACAACAGCAACCACAGCAACUUAAGGCACAAAACACCCAGGCCCUUCAAACCAUUACAUACGCCACAUAUGCAUAUAAUUCAAAGACGGCAGAACAAACGCAAAGGUUGAAAUAUGGAGAUUUGGAGAUAGUAUUGAAAAAUGACCAUUUCGAAUUCGUUUGCAAAGGUGGUGCAGUGAUAUCAAAUAUAAAAGAAAUUUUAUUUAUGAAUUCAAAAAUUAAAGGUAUAACGGAUGAUAUAACAUCAAUUCCACCAGAAGAACAAAGAUAUUACGCAUUAAAUGCAUUUCCCAAAGUUUUGAAGAUUGGAAGAUUUAAUUUAAAUGAGGAAUUCAUAAAAGGUUUCCUAAAUGACAUAAUGAAGAAAGCAGAUAAGGAAUAUGUCAACAGUGAAUUAAUGAAGAAGGCAGAUAAGGAAUAUGUCAACAGUGAGUUAG